UGAAGAGAGGCCACAAUCAAUCUGACACUGAGCUGGAGACACACAACCUUCAGGGACACCGAAAACGCCACACACAACCUGAAGCUCUUUCUGAACUGCAGAGUGAUCUCUUGCAUCAGGAGGGUGUGGACGUGAGAGAAACACACAGGAGGAAGACACAUUGAACAGUGCUCUUCUCUGAGUGGAAUAAUCCACGGCUUUCCUGCACCGCUGUGUUUGUGUCUGUCAGCAGGUGCAAUGCCUGCCACGUCACAAAAACAGCAGGUGAGCAGCAGGGGGCGAUGCGCGGCUCUCCUGCUCCCUCUCCUUCUGCUAGCCGUGGCUCCAAUACCCGGGAACACCACCAUCAACAUCCCGUCCAGAUACAAAAUAAGAGACUUGAAAAGCCCCCCGGUGAUUACGGCCCAGCCAAAAUCUGUCACCACCUUUUCGGCUGAUGACAUCACGCUCACCUGUGAUGCCACUGGGAAUCCCCCUCCCACGUUCCGCUGGGUGAAAGAUGGUGUGGAGUUUGACCCCUCUAAAGACCCCGACCUCUCUGUAUCCCGAGAUUCUGGCACUUUUUCACUGACAGCCAAAGAUGGGCCCAUUCACCAGUACCAGGGCAGAUACAACUGCUAUGCCUCUAACGAGCUCGGCACGGCGGUGUCUAAUGAGGCUCGCAUCGUCACAGAGAACACUCCCACUCUACAGAAGGAGAAGAUCAUCACAAAAAAGGUGGAGGAAGGAGAGAGUGUGGUGCUUCCCUGUAAUCCUCCUAACGGCACUGUAGCUCCGGUCAUCCACUGGAUGGACAAGAAGCUGCGGCACAUUCAGCAAAAUGAGCGUGUGAUUCAGGGUCGCGAUGGGAACCUGUACUUCUCUCAUGUGACUGUGACAGACAGUAGAGAUGACUACACCUGCAACAUUCAGUUCCCCAGCGCACGCGUCAUCAAGCUCAAAGAGCCAAUCAAACUCACUGUUACUUCCUCAAACUCAGUGGUGCGGAACAGAAGACCACAGAUGAUGCGUCCCACUGGCUCCAGCAGCUCCUACCUGGUGCUCAGCGGACAAAACCUGGAGCUGGAGUGCAUCGUUCAGGGCCUCCCCUCUCCCAGUAUCCAGUGGAUCAGGAAAGAUGGAGUCCUGUCUGAGUCACGCACCACCAAAGAUAGCAAUGACAGAGUUCUGCGCUUUCAAAAUAUCUCAGAGACUGAUGGUGGCGAGUACCAAUGUACGGCAACCAAUCCACAGGGCAUGAGCACUCACACCUACAGAGUCACAGUGGAAGCUGCUCCGUAUUGGAUUAAAGAACCAAAGAGCCAACUGUAUGCCCCAGGAGAGACCGUCAAACUGGAAUGUAAGGCUGACGGCAUUCCCAAACCUGAGGUCACCUGGAGCAUCAAUGGCAUCCUACUUUCUGAUAUUGAUCCAGACCCCCGACGCAGCGUGAAACAUGGCGUUCUCACUCUGAAGAAUGUGGAACUCAGCGACACUGCGGUUUUUCAGUGUAAAGCAGCCAGUAAACAUGGAUCUGUCCUCAUCAAUGCCUAUGUCUAUGUUAUAGAGCUGCCUCCUCAGAUUCUGACAGAAGACGGCCUCAUGUACUCCGUGGCAGAGGGACAGACCACUGAAUUGGCUUGCGAGACCUUUGGAUCUCCUCUGCCCAAUGUCACAUGGGAGGGAGAGUCCUGGGGCGCUCUUGUAGCCAAUCAGAGGAUGAUUCAGUUAUCUGACGGUUCUCUACAGAUCAGUAACGCCUCGCUCAAUGACAGUGGCCAGUACACCUGCACUGUCAACAACAGCAAAAUCACCAUCACUGCCGAGCUCGACGUGCUCAAUAAGACAGUGAUUGUAAAGCCUCCUCCGGCUCUGCGAAUCCAGCGGGGGAAACCAGCGACCCUCACCUGCGAGUACCAGGUGGACUCCAGACAGGACCUCCCUCAAGUCCAGUGGAGGAAGAACAUGCAGAAGCUCACAGAGUCCUCGGAUUCAGACAAGUACAUGAUAGAUGAAUCCACCCUCAUAAUACCUGAGGUGGAAGAAGAUGAUAAAGGGAUUUAUACAUGUGAAGUCAUUACCACACUGGAUAUGGCUAAAGCUAGCGGCUCCAUCACAAUCGUCGAUCGACCAGAUCCUCCGAGCCAAAUACAGAUGACCGAACUUAAAGAACGCAGAGUCACUCUCAGCUGGACACCAGGAGAGGAACACAACAGCCCUGUACUAGAGUAUUUGAUUGAGUUUGAGGAGACGGGAUCUGACAGAAAGGAAUGGGAAGAGCUCAGCCGCGUGUCCGGCAGCAGCCAGCGAGCUACUCUUCCCCUAAAGCCCUUCAUUUCUUACCGUUUCCGAGUCAUUGCCAUCAAUGAAAUCGGCAAGAGUGACCCCAGCAUGGAUACAGAGGCCUAUUCCACACCAGCUGCUCCUCCAGACAGCAACCCUGAAGGAGUGCGCAGUGAUUCCGACGAGCCAGGCACCCUUGUCAUCACGUGGAAGGAGAUGGACAGGCGUAGCUUCAACGGCCCAGAUUUCCACUAUAAAGUAAUGUGGAGGAAAGUUUUGGGCAGCGGUCCAUCCUGGCACACCAAAGACAUCACCUCUCCACCCUUCGUUGUCACAGAUGUGGGCAACUUCUCAGCAUUUGACAUUAAAGUGCAAGCGGUUAAUGAGAUGGGAGAAGGUCCAGAGCCCAAAUCUGUUAUUGGAUACUCUGGAGAGGACUACCCUCUUGAGGCCCCACUGGAUGUGGGAUUGGUUCUGAUCAACAGCACUGCUAUUAAAGUGACAUGGGCGGCCGUGAACAGAGAAACCGUGAGGGGUCGUCUGCAGGGGUACAAGAUUUAUCUGACAUACUCGGGCCCAAAAGGCCAACACCUCAGACGGGAGCCAAAAACCACCUCUGUUGUGACGACAGACAGUAAUGAGGAGAAGAAGUUUUUGGGAGAUCUGCAACCGUACUCCCAUUACAAACUGGCUGUAAGUGUUUUCAACUAUAAAGGAGAAGGACCCCAGUCUGAAUCCAUCUCUUUCUCCACUCCAGAAGGAGUACCUGGUCCUCCAUCAUCUUUGAUGCUGGAUAGCCCAUCGGAAACAGAAAUGACAGUGCACUGGACUCCACCCAACCAGCCAAACGGAAACCUGAUUGGAUACAUAUUACAGUAUCAACAAUUUGAUAAUGAUGUCAGCCCUAUACAGGUGGUCAAGAUUAGUGACCCCACUGCUUCCCACUACAAAUUAAAACUGGACCCUCACAGCCGUUAUCGCUUCUAUCUGCGAGGAUACACGGCUACUGGAGAAGGACUGCCCAUCAUCAAGGAUGGAGCCACCACACUGGAUGCAGUUCCGCCCUCCGACAUUAGCAUAUCAACUGGAGAGACAUCCGUCAACCUGACCUGGGUGUCAAAAGAAAGACAGAGGAACGUGGAAUUCUUUAUUCAUUACCUGAGAAAGGAUGGCCCAGAAAAAUGGGAGAGAUCUGAAAAGGUGAACAGCACUCAGUCUUUCUACACACUGCAUGGGCUCCGGCCCGGAUCCCAGUACCGGCUGAAGAUCGACUUUAACAACACUAAAUGGGAGCAAGAUAUCCAGACUGCAGGAGCAAGAGUCAUGGAGGUGAGAGGUGGGUUUGUGACUGAGAGCUGGUUUAUUGGACUCAUCAGUGCCCUCGUGCUGUUGCUGCUGGUACUGCUCAUCCUGUGUUUCAUAAAACGAAGCAAAGGUGGAAAAUACUCAGUUAAAGAAAAGGAAGAAGGCCAGAUAGAUUCGGAAGCUCGGCCAAUGAAUAAUGAGGCUUUUGGAGAGUACAGAUCGCUAGAGAGUGACAAUGAGGAGAAGCGUACAGCCAGUCAGCCGUCUCUGUGCGAGGACAGUAAGCUAUGUACCGACGAUGGUCUAGACGACUACGCCAACAGCAACAGCGUGCAGACCGAGGUCAUCAUGGACGAGUCGCUGGCCAGUCAAAGCAGCGGAGUCCGAGAUGUUCCUGACGCCGAGACCCAGGAAAGUUCCCCUCUAAAUCCUGCCACAGCCAUCUCUCACCAUGGCCUGCCCAACUCUGCCGCCCUCCUUGACUAGCCGGGGCGAGCCUGAGACCAAACGUGGAUUCACACAUGUGCCCACCUAUUGCAACCGCUCAUGACUGACCAAAUAUUCAAAAACCCACAAUAACGAGACCUGCACACACAACAGAUGCCAAGAAACCAGAUGCACUGCUGGAACUUACUUCAAACGUAAUUGGACCAACACAACACUUUUAAGCAUUCGACCGACGUAUAACAAAUAGACUGCCAUGCUCGUUGUUUACAAAUAUUAUCUCUCAUUUUACAAUAUAAAAUAGGCCUUUUACAGUUAUACAAAUGUAAAAAGAACAUCUCCAGAAGAGACUUCUUUGAUAAUCCAAUGACACCGAGCUCCUGUUGCAGACGCCAAAUCAAACAUGGAAUCGGUUUAACCUGUAAGUCAAUAAGAAGCGUGGAAGGGAGGGCCUUCAAAUCCCGACUCUGUGCGUUGUACGAGCAUAUAGACAGCAUGAGCUGGUUAUACUGGUUGCAAAAUUUAAUCAACUGUAUUUUGUGCGUCUCUUCCAUUUAUUUUUAUUCUUUGAAGACUUGCCUGAAUCAUUUUUAUAAUUAAUUUUUUACUUAUUAAUUUAUUUUUUUACACAAGAUUCACUUUUGUGUUGUGUUAUAAAGGUGCUGUAAGCAAUGUUAGUCAUCGGGGAACGUCUCAAACUUAGCCACACUCAUUUCCAAAACCCUGACUCACAGUACAAACGACUCACUGUAUUUUUGCAAUGUCGUAAUUGCUGUCAUUUUGAGAUGUCAGUACAUGGCAUUUAAAUGGAGCUGUUUUUGUCCUCGAAUUCAGAAUUAUGCUUUUAUGGCAACACUAACAACAUUUAAAUAUAGUGCCUAAAUGAAUCUGUGGUGGUCCAGUGGUGUAGCAGCCCAGAAAAUUGUAAUUACCAGUUGUGCGAGCUGUGAACCCGUUUUACUACUGUAGUUGAAUCUGGUAAUUAUGGUAAUUCUGAUGACAUGAAUGGACCUAAAUAUUACAGUGAUUAGCAUGUUUAGCACUGGUACAUGCUUUAACUACACUGUUCAUAAUUCAAUAUGACCAAACAACUCGACUUAUUAAAAAAAUAUAUAUUUAAUUAGUGCCAAUUCAUUUGUGUGGACUUGUAAUUUUGAUCAAACCUAAAUAAUAAUCUUCAAAUCCACAUUUUUCACAAUCAACUUCAGAUCUCAUCUUUUUUUUUGCCAUUCUAUUAAAUUUGCUUAAGGCACCUUUAAGCCGUCUGUACGUUGAUCUGUUGUAAUAUUGUCGUGAUUCGAUUAAAAUACAUAUCGACGUCCCCUCAGUUACGAUUACAGAGUUCCAUAGUGUAAAUACAUGAGAUGCAAUGACUCUACGACAUAAGAUCGUUUAUAGCAAGCUGUACAUAUGAGCAUCUAUCAAUUAGCCAAAUACAGUAUUAUAAUCUUUCAUCAUCUCUAUUGGUUCCUGUGCCUGCCUACGACAACAUACUCACCACCAUCCCUCAUGUUUCUUUCUCCCUUUGUAUGUGUCUGUGUUUUUUUUUUCUGCAUUGUGUUAAACUGUAUUUAUCGGUUCUCUCUUGCAGUCCUGUUGGUUGUAAAGCCAUAAGAAUACACACGUAAGGUGCGUAGUUGUGAGGUCGUAUUGAGUUAGAUAGGGUUGUAAGAGAGUAAGUCACACUCACGGUUUAGUUCGGUUAACGUAAAAUGCAAUCAUGUAUUGGCUUGUGUCUUAUUACAGAGAAUGUAUGCUUUGUUUGGAUGGGAAUUGUUCCAUACCAGUAUACCAAAUAGCAUUUGUUCCUUUUUGUUUUUUGGGUCAUUCGAUUUAACGUUUGAUAAACAAAUAUAGCAGAUUAUAGCACUGAGAGAAUCUAUGGCACAUUUGGUAUUUCUCAAGACAGGGGCACAGGGGGGGAAAAAACUCAGAUGAAUGUAAAUAUAGCCCAAAAGAUUGUUUGUUAUGACGUUGGAAACAAUGUGUCGUUGAUUAUGUUUAAAGUUUUCAAAUUUGUUUUGAGUUUUGUAACAUUUUUUAACUUUACAGUAACUUGUUAGUUGUGAUUUGAGUGUGGUAGAUGAGUAGUGAAUAGUUUAAAAAAAAUGAAGAAAUAAAAAAAGUCCUUUGAUAAAUAAAUGUUGCAGAUUUUGAGAAAAAAGCUGAUUGGAUUUAAAAAAAAAAGCGUAUUAAAGCAACCGGCAAAACAUGAUUGCGCUUAUAGUUUCCCAAGUGCUGAAGAACGGCAGUAUUGUGUGUAUCUGAUUUGAAUCUAUUGCUGCAUAGAGGAGGGACGCAGUCAUCUUAUUUUCACACUGCACACACACACACCUCCAGGGAGCAAUAGAAAUGCGCUGACUCAGAUCUUUAAGAACACUGUCUUGCGGUGGGCUUUUGCAGAGAUUCCCAGCAGCACUGUGGGCUCGCUGUAAGGACCAGACUGUCUGAUCUGUGUUAGCUUCCCUCACACAAGCUGUACAGACACACUCAGGACAAAAGUCUCUUAGAGAUCUAUUUUCUUAAAGGAGGGGAAAGUGAUGCAAAUGAUAUUCAACUCAAUAUUCAACAAAACUGCUGCUAGACGACUUGUGUAUUUUGUCAGUGUCUCGACUGUGUAUUGAACUCGGAAGUGAAUCGACUCUCGGAUAUCCACUAUACUGCCCUCUACUAUCGCAACUAAAAGUGGGUGGGAGGGCACAGUUUAAAGCUCGACUAGCGAACGAACGUUGCCGUUUCUGUUGUUACUUGUCAAAUGUACGCAUUCAAGCUCAUAAUGCAUCUUAAACUGUAGGCUUAAUGCAUAAAUAAGCUUGACAUAUUAGUCUCUUAUUCCUCUUGUAUGUUCUGUUUGUUACUGCAUAUGAUGUGAAAAUAAACGAAGGACCAGAUGAAUGAGGCUGUGGAAUUGUAUUGGUCACGUUCCCCUGUGGUGUUUGUGAACUGGAGGGAUGGUAAAGGGGGGGAGGCGAUGUUAACUACAGUAGAUAUGAACUGGAUUUGGCUAUUGUAUCUGCAUCAUCAAUCAGCAGUGUAAGUAAAUGCUUCUUAAAUAAAAUGAA
Molecule: messenger RNA, 7073 nt
Organism: Danio aesculapii
Lineage: Eukaryota; Metazoa; Chordata; Actinopteri; Cypriniformes; Danionidae
Gene: l1cama
Product: L1 cell adhesion molecule, paralog a
Exons: 29
Coding region: 238-4053 (1271 amino acids)
Biological process (GO): cell-cell adhesion
Molecular function (GO): protein binding
Source: RefSeq, a predicted model, not a curated record